Molecule: messenger RNA, 787 nt
Organism: Thrips palmi
Lineage: Eukaryota; Metazoa; Arthropoda; Insecta; Thysanoptera; Thripidae
Exons: 7
Coding region: 104-787 (227 amino acids)
Source: RefSeq, a predicted model, not a curated record
CGCACAGAGGGACGAAACGCGAAAAAAGUGGUCAGAAGGAGUAUUUUCCUAAGUGUGCCUUUUCAAACUUAUAUUGUUCAAGGAUUUAUUCCCUCUACCCAACAUGCAAAGCAGGAAGCCAAAGAAAGCACACCCGGAUGUCGACGAUGGAAAGUCAAACCUUUCGAUUUUGACUGAGUUGCUGAUGCACUGGGAGCAGAGUCUCGGCGGCGACCGACUCUCACUCUCUGGUCGCCUCUGGAACAGUCUUCGUGGCAACGCGUUCAGCGUUUCUGGAUCGUUGGGGCUCAUGGGAAUGGUGCUGAUGGCAGUGUACAUGAGGGGCAAACUGCAGGGCUCCCAGGGUCUCGUCGAGUCCAUCGUCGACAUGGUGUACGCGGUGUCCCUCUUCGGGAGCGCCACGGCCCAUCUCUUCUUUGUCAGGAACCGCAGCGUCGCACGGACCAUGCUUCAAAGACUCGUCAAGGUCGCCUCCCAGCUGCAAGCCCGGCAACGCAGUGCUGCCGAGGAGUGUAAAGGUCCCCCAGACCAGAACUGGGCUAAUCCCCGCAAGCCCAAGCACUGCUCUCUAAACAGCCUGAGGGCGGUGCCUGGACUUGCACAACACGGCCACCAUGUGAUUUUGGCUAUUUCUCCCAAACGGCUUGCUAUCCAACAGCGAGACAUUGUGUUGGGAGAAAAUGACCGGCUCAACUAUGAGGAACACUUGGUUGGAGAUGGGGGAUAUGUAUUGACUGAAUUUAUGCUGAUACCUUUGGCCAAUGAUGGUCACCUUACCCAGGACUAA